AUGGCAGAUUACGGAAACAAUAAUAACGUUAUUGAGCAAUCAAAUAGCUCUUCUCAUAUGGACUUAUCUAUCAACCCAAAUUACGUUCAUGCUCAUUUGGGAAGUCCCUAAGUGCCAGAGGCAAAUUCUUAAAGAAGAGAAAUAGGAGAUUUAGCAGUAUGGACUUUAUCUUCAGCUAAACCUGGGAAUGGAGUUGAGUAACUGAGAGAUGAUUAAAUUUCCACUUUUUGGCAAUCAGACGGCACUUAACCGCAUUAUGUGAAUAUUUAAUUCUUGAAAAAAAUGAGAGUUUAAGAGGUAUCACUUUAUUUGGACUUUAAAACUGAUGAAUCGUACACACCAUCUAAAAUCUCUAUUAGAGUUGGAAAUAGCUUUUAUGAACUCUAAGAAGUAAAACUCAUUGAAUUUGAAGAACCUAUUGGCUGGUUUACAUUUUAACUAUAAGAGAAAGGAACCAGUGGUUAAAUAUUGAAACCCUAUAUAAAAACUAUGUUUGUACAAAUAGCGAUAAUUCAGAACUAGCACAGUGGCAGAGAUACUCACAUUAGGCAGAUUAAAAUAUUUGCUCCUAGAGAUAAGUGCUAUUAUAGUGAUAUGUAUCCUCACUUUAAAUCAGUUGAAAUGACUUAAUUUGCUUCUAUUAGAUGA
Messenger RNA from Stylonychia lemnae, 648 nucleotides. Lineage: Eukaryota; Ciliophora; Spirotrichea; Sporadotrichida; Oxytrichidae. The record is from the annotation of a GenBank genome assembly.